GGGCUUCACUGUACUGUAAGCGUCUCUCGCAGAUGAGGCGGAAGGCCCCUGCCCCGUUCCCAGAAGUCGGAGUAGAAUGGAGCUCCUUGAAGAAGACCUUACAUGCCCCAUUUGUUGUAGUUUGUUUGAUGAUCCACGAGCAUUACCUUGUUCACAUAACUUCUGUAAGAAAUGUUUGGAAGGGAUAUUAGAGGGAAAUACUCAGAAUGUGAUUUGGAGACAAUCUCUCUUCAAAUGUCCCACAUGUCGAAAGGAAACAACAGUAACAGGGGUUAACAACCUCCAAGUUAACUACUCCCUAAAAGGUAUUGUGGAAAAAUAUAACAAGAUCAAAGUAUCAGCAAAAAUGCCUGUCUGUAAAGUGCACAGUGGUCAGCCUCUUAAUAUUUUCUGCCAGACAGACAUGCAGUUGAUAUGUGGCAUUUGUGCCACUAGAGGAGAUCACAUAAAUCAUCUCUUUUGCUCCAUUGAAGAUGCUUACUGUAAAGAAAAACGUGCUUUUGAGAAACUGUUCCAAGUGUUUGAAGCAUGCCACUGUGGAGAUGCACUUUCUCGGCUAGACACUUUGGAAACCAGCAAACGGAAAGCUCUCCAGAGGCUGACAAAGGAUUAUGACAGGGUGAAAGAUUUUUUUGAGAAAUUACAAUAUACAUUAGAACAAAAGAAGAAUGAGAUCCUCUCAGACUUUGAAAUCAUGAAGCUUGCAGUUAUGCAGGCAUACGAUCCAGAAAUCAACAAACUGAACACUAUCAUACAAGAGCAACAAACUGCUUUUAAUAUUGCAGAAACAUUUAAGGAUGUAUCUGAACCCAUUCUGUUUUUACAACAGAUGCAAGAAUUUCGAGAGAAAAUCGAAGCGAUAAAAGAAACUAGGUUGCCUUGUGUUACCAUAGACAUCAAGUCUACAGUUAAAGAUGUUGAUACAAGUCAGUGGGAACAACUUAAGCUAGCAGAUGUGGAUAAACUUUCACUGCCUCCAGAGAAAAGCUAUUUCAACUGGGUGACUUCUUCCUUUCUUUCACCAAGGUUUUUUGUAACUGUUUUGUUUUGUUUGCUGAUUGUUAUCACUCAAGUACGUGUUACAGAUUUUCUAGGCAAGACCUUACAGUAUUGGAAAACUCUUCUUUCUGCAUUUGGCUCAGGUUAUCUGACAGACCCAACAGAGAUGGCAGAUCAUGCUAUUUUUUACUGGGAAAAGGUAGUGAAUAGUGCUGCUGUUCUAAGUGAAAAAUGUGUAAAUUAUAUCCAUGUGUUGUUGAAUAACGUUGUCCAAUUUGCAUGUAUAAACUUGUAUAAAUGCUUUUAAUGUACAGGAAGUAUACAGUUGUAACUGAAAUUAUUCAACCC
This is a messenger RNA of Candoia aspera, 1347 nucleotides long. It is a transcript of the gene TRIM13, whose product is annotated as tripartite motif containing 13. The transcript has 2 exons. The record is from RefSeq and is a predicted model, not a curated record. Gene Ontology annotation, molecular function: ubiquitin protein ligase activity; zinc ion binding. Bases 77 to 1306 code for a protein of 409 amino acids. Lineage: Eukaryota; Metazoa; Chordata; Lepidosauria; Squamata; Candoiidae. Gene Ontology annotation, cellular component: cytoplasm. Gene Ontology annotation, biological process: protein ubiquitination; positive regulation of macroautophagy; innate immune response.